UCUCCCCUCAUACACAUUCAUACACAAUUGCAUAUACUUACACAAAUACACCCCACCACCCUCACCCUACACCCCCCACCACCCCCAAUCAAGGAUUAUACAUACAUACAGUUGUAUAUAUACACACACAUACGCAUAUAUUGCGAUUUGGUAUUCAUACGCCGGCAAAACCCGAAUUGGAUAGGGGGUUUCGAAAAUGGAGAAGAGCAGCGACGGAUUUGUUAGGGCGGAUCAGAUAGAUUUGAAGAGCUUAGAUGAGCAGCUCGAGAGGCAUCUCAAUCGAGCUUGGACUAUGGAGAAGAACAAGAAGAAGCUAACGCAGGACGAUUCGGUUCUCCUCUCCGUUAACCACCACGCUCCGGCCGCCGCGGCGGCGGCGGCGGCGGCGUCGCCUCCGGCCCAAGCUGGACCGGCCGCCGUGAUUGUGCCGCCGCCUCAGCCGCCGCCGCCGUCUAGGCAGAGGUUUGAUUGGGAGAUUGACCCCGCGAAGCUCAUCAUCAAAAGCGUCAUUGCUCGCGGCACCUUCGGUACUGUCCACCGUGGCAUUUACGAUGGCCAAGAUGUUGCCGUUAAACUGCUAGACUGGGGAGAAGAGGGACACAGGACGGACGCGGAAAUAGCAUCUUUGAGGGCGGCUUUUACUCAAGAAGUAUCGGUUUGGCAUAAGCUUGACCAUCCUAAUGUCACUAAGUUUAUUGGGGCAACCAUGGGAUCUUCGGGGCUAAAUCUACAGACUGAAAAUGGUCAAAUCGGCAUGCCAAGUAACAUAUGCUGUGUUGUUGUGGAAUACCUUCCGGGCGGUGCCUUGAAGUCUUACCUUAUAAAGAACAGGAGAAAGAAGCUAGCAUUCAAAGUGGUAGUGCAGAUGGCACUCGAUCUUGCCAGAGGGUUAAGCUAUCUUCAUUCUCAAAAGAUAGUUCACCGAGAUGUAAAGACGGAGAACAUGCUCUUGGACAAGACACGAACAGUAAAAAUAGCAGAUUUCGGGGUUGCUCGUGUAGAAGCCUCGAAUCCAAAUGAUAUGACCGGAGAGACAGGGACCCUUGGCUAUAUGGCCCCUGAGGUUCUCAACGGGAAUCCAUACAAUAGAAAAUGCGAUGUAUAUAGUUUUGGCAUUUGUUUAUGGGAGAUCUAUUGUUGCGACAUGCCAUAUCCUGACCUGAGUUUCUCAGAAGUUACUUCAGCUGUGGUUCGCCAGAAUCUGAGGCCAGAAAUACCGAGAUGCUGCCCGAGCUCCCUUGCAAAUGUAAUGAAACGGUGCUGGGACGCGAACCCAGACAGGCGGCCAGAGAUGGACGAGGUCGUGUCCAUGAUUGAGGCAAUCGAUACAUCGAAAGGCGGAGGAAUGAUCCCGGUUGAUCAACAACAAGGUUGUCUUUGUUUCAGAAAGUACAGAGGGCCUUAAAAAAAAGCCAAAUCUAAUCUACAUUUCAGCUCUCUCAAUUCUGUAUACCUCCCAUUAUUAUCUGCAAGCAGUUCACAAUGGAACUGGGAUUAUAGUGAUGGAAGUUGUGGUAGUGCUGCUGUAAAUCUCAUACUCUUUUUCUUUCAUUGCCUUUCUUCUCCUCAUUUUAUUUUGGGAAAUUUUCUUUUAUGUAUUUAUUUGACUAGCUUUUGGUGAUGGAUUGGACCAAUCACCUUUAUAUUGUAGCAUUGACAUUUAUAUCUUCUAUAUAUAUAAGAUGAUAUAUAGUAUGAUAAA
Molecule: messenger RNA, 1702 nt
Organism: Ipomoea triloba (trilobed morning glory)
Lineage: Eukaryota; Viridiplantae; Streptophyta; Magnoliopsida; Solanales; Convolvulaceae
Product: serine/threonine-protein kinase STY13
Exons: 6
Coding region: 197-1405 (402 amino acids)
Biological process (GO): protein phosphorylation
Cellular component (GO): plasma membrane
Molecular function (GO): protein kinase activity; ATP binding
Source: RefSeq, a predicted model, not a curated record